AUGUACUGGGUCUCCAAGCUCCUUGCCAUUGCGGCAACAGGUGCUUUGGGGACGAAUGCGAUGGAAGUCUCGAUCUUCAGGUUCCCAUCUGGGCACCUAGAGUCAGGAUCUGUAACAGUAUCGGAAGAUUUUGCACAGCUCGCUCUGAAGAUGGGUGUGGAAUCAUCUCUAGCAUCUGUUCUUCACGGCAUGGAGGCAGAAGUGGACCACCUCGACCAAUUUGUUGAUACCCAAAUGCCUCUGUUCGGUAGCAACCACGAGGUACCUGGUAGAAGUCUGAUUGUUCUUGAAGGGCUCCCAGUCGAGGCCGGCAUGAAUAUGCGCAAGAAGCAUGUACCCAACCUUCUCGUCCCCGGUGCCUCUAAUAACUUGGUCGACGAAUCAUUCAUAUCCAUCAUGGAAGGUGAUAGUAAAGGGAGCCACUGCAUCUACCAAAGAGGUGACGAUGGCAAGACGAAGUCUAGUUCGACCGUCAAAGACUGCCUUUCUAAGAGCCCGGUCCUUUCUCGUGAUCAAAAGUUGUUCGGUCAUGAUCUUCUUGAUCUGAUCGAUUCGGUUGAAACAUGGGUGAGCAAGGAUCAAAAAACAACUGCUUCCCGAUUGUCGUUCAAGACCGUAUCUAGUGAUAAAAUCCUGUACAUCAAACCUCUGGAGUCCAUUUUCCAAGACCUGGCCAAAUUAUCUUCAACUGACAGCUGGGUUGCCACGGCUGUGCUUGCCACCUCGGAGUAUGGCUCGGAAGUCCGUGGGAACAUCUCCCGCCGGGGCGAAACAUCACGGAUAGAGCCCUCUGAUGCACAGGAUGAUCUUCAAUUUUCACCACGGGACCUGCCUCUGCACUCGAACCUCGCUCCUGUCUGCUAUGCAUCCAACUCAACUUGCACAGAGACAACCAACAACUGCUCUGGGCAUGGGUACUGUUAUUUGAAGUAUGGAUCUGGUAGUGAUGCAACCGCCGGUAACUGCUAUGCAUGCCGAUGCCAACAGACCAUGGUGCGGAAAAAGGAUGGUACUACCCAGAAGGUUCAGUGGGGUGGGCCAGCGUGCCAGAAAAAGGAUAUUAGCUCACCUUUCCUCCUGAUUGCCGGUGUUAGUGUCUUUGCUGUCAUUAUGGUCAGCACCGCAAUUGGCAUGCUAUUCAGCAUGGGCCAGCAAGAGCUACCUAGUGUGAUUGGAGCUGGAGUAGGCGGGUCGAAGGCGCAGACAUGA
Penicillium verhagenii is the source of this 1209-nucleotide messenger RNA. RefSeq names its product DUF3844 domain-containing protein. The coding region runs from base 1 to 1209 and encodes 402 amino acids. NCBI's taxonomy places the organism in Eukaryota, Fungi, Ascomycota, Eurotiomycetes, Eurotiales, Aspergillaceae. The transcript is spliced from 4 exons. The record is from RefSeq and is a predicted model, not a curated record. Gene Ontology annotation, cellular component: endoplasmic reticulum.